Molecule: messenger RNA, 3747 nt
Organism: Brenthis ino (lesser marbled fritillary)
Lineage: Eukaryota; Metazoa; Arthropoda; Insecta; Lepidoptera; Nymphalidae
Source: the annotation of a GenBank genome assembly
AUGCGGUGGGGAUGGAGAGGCACAAACUCGCAUUGUUGUGUGAGGGCGCUGCCGUCGGCGCUGGCGCUGCUCGUGUUGCUGCAGCCGGCCGCCGCGCCCGCGCCCCCGCCCCCGCCCCCGCCCCGUCCCUGCGCCACCAACCCACUGUGCAUCUGCCGCGCCGACCACUUUGCUUGCGAUUCCGUGUCCUUCCAUCGAUUCCCCGAUACAGAGUAUAUAGCUGCGACUGUGCUAGAGGUGGCCGCAGUGCACGUGGCGGUGUCGGCGUCGCGGCUGGGCGCACUGGGCGAGGCGGCGCUCGACGCGCGCGCGUUGCGCACCCUCGUGCUGGUCGCCUCGCGGCUGCACAGCAUCGAGCCCUCUGCAUUCACAUCUAUGAAAUCCAGCCUCGCAUCAUUAGACUUAGGUUACAACGAGUUCACAAAAAUACCCAUAGAAGCAUUGCAACAUUUGAAAGUGCUUAAUUGGUUAAACUUGCAAAAUAAUUACAUAAAUGAAUUGGACCCAGAUAUGGAGUGGGGCGGACUGUCAGAAUCAUUGAGUAGUUUGUCACUUAGCAAUAAUCACAUAUGUGUAAUACGCGAAGGUGCCUUGACAUCGCUACGCCACUUAGUACAAUUGGAACUAGAUGGGAAUCGUCUGAGACAGUUAGACGCGGCUGCGUUGCCUGCUUCGUUAGCGCUAUUACGACUAUCUGAUAAUCUCUUAUCAGAUUUCCCUUGCCAAGCUAUUACACUCUUGCCUCGUCUCCGACAUGUACAUCUACGAAAUAAUAUAAUUCAGCUCAUUUCAAAUAUUUCUUGUCGAAGUGAACAUUCCAAAGUGGAUUCCCUUGAUUUAAGUCACAAUGAACUUACUGAUAAUUUUCAUAUUGAUUUCUUCCAUCACUCUCAACUUAAACAAUUGAUUUUGGACCUUAAUGAUUUCACAACUAUUCCUUUAUUUGUAUCAAACUGUGGUCGUCUUGAAAAAUUAUCUGUUUCAUACAAUAAAUUACAACAUAUAUCAGCUGUGACAUUUCAUGCACUAAAGCAUACACUUGAAAGAUUAGAGUUAGAUCACAAUGAACUAAUAACGUUACCAGAGAGCUUAAGGGAACUGAGAAAACUAAAACAUUUGUCUCUUGCUUAUAAUCUCUUAGAAGAAAUAAAAGUAUUACCACCGAUGCUGCAAACUCUUUCAUUAGCUGGCAAUUUUCUUACACUAUUUCCCUAUAGUUUAUAUGAUUUGGCCCCGGGCAUGCUGUCGUACUUAGAUCUUGGUUACAAUCAUAUUUCAUUCGUGUCAGCAGAUUUAUUCGGUGCUUGGUCCGAGGGGCUCACCACCCUCAGUCUUCGUGGGAACAAAUUAGCUCAGUUAGCUUUAGGCUCUUUCCCACCACUACCUUUGCGUGAACUUGUAUUGAGCUUUAACGACCUUUACUAUGUUGAAGCAGGAGUUUUUACGAACUUGACAGAAUUGAGAAUUCUAGAAUUAUCAUCAGCAUUAUUUAGUGGUGAAAUAUCUACUGGUUCCUCAUUAGAAGCUCUAACUUGGUUGGGCUUAGAUAAUAAUAAUAUUCAUUUUAUAUCGUCAGAUGAUUUGGCAAAUUUCCCUUCUUUAGAAUAUCUCAAUUUAGAUUUUAACAAAAUAAUCGAAUUUCCUAGCAAAGUCAGUAGAACAAGUAGGUCGUAUAAAAUUAAGGAAUUAAGACUGUCAUAUAAUUAUGUAAGCAGAAUAGAUGCAGAUUUUUUGGAGAAAUUGACGGAAUUGCAGAGCAUUGACUUAUCUAAUAAUCGAAUGCACAAUAUAAGUGAACGAAGUUUCUGUAAUUUGUGGAACUUAGCUUAUUUAAACUUAGCCGGUAACGUUGUAGAGUUAAUAGGUGAAGAGGCUUUUGUUAAUCUUCCUAAAAUAGAAAUAUUGGACUUACAGGAAAAUAAUUUAGUGGAGUUUUCUACGAGAUAUUUUUCAAAUAUGUCAAAUAAUGAAGUGAAUUUCGCAGUUAAUAUAAGCUAUAAUAAAAUAUCUUCGCUUAUUGGUGGUCCUACGGUUUCAAUUAAUAUUAUAGAUAUGUCACAUAAUUUAUUAGAAAAUAUAGUUGCAGAUUUUUUUAUUUCUUUAGGAGAAAAUAUCCGUCAAAUUUUUCUUUCCCACAAUAAAAUCGCUAUCAUUGACAAUGUGGCAUUUGGAUCAUUGCCUAAUUUAAGUAUAUUAAAUUUGCAUGGAAAUGAAAUAUAUAUGCUAAAACGUAGAGCGUUGGCAGAGUUGCCUUCAUUACAGAUUUUAGAUCUAUCACGUAAUCGAAUAAGUCAAUUGUUAGUGGAACAAUUCCAUAGUCUACAUCGUUUAAGACUUUUACGUUUAGAUAGUAAUAAGCUACGUGCAUUGCCACGUGAUGUCUUUAAAAAUACUUUACUAGAAUAUUUGGAUUUAAGUGUUAAUCAACUGGCCUUAUUUCCUAGCAGUGCUCUGUCACAAGUCGGCUUCACUCUACGUCGACUCGAGCUUUCAUACAAUCGUAUUGAAUAUCUUGACGCUGCGAUGUUUCACGCUACUUCAUUUCUUUAUGAGCUUGGUUUAUCCCAUAAUGCUCUCACAGUUUUAUCAGAUAAUACAUUUGCUGGAUUACCAAGACUUCAUCGCCUUGAUUUAUCUUUCAAUUCUAUCAAAACAAAUUUUAAAGAGCUUUUUCAUAACGUGCCACGUUUACGUUGCCUGUCACUAGCUAAUACAAGUCUUAAAAAUACACCACAUCUUCCUCUUACUAAUCUUACAGAGCUUAAUCUUAGCGGAAAUUAUAUUGCUUCAUAUAGCGAGAUAGACGUGCGACACCUUGCAAACUUAAGAGCUCUGGAUAUAUCCGGAAAUAAAUUUACUUCAAUGCGCCCCGCAAUGUGGACAGGUCUGCCGCAGCUUAUUUCGCUUGACAUAUCUAGAAAUCCAGUAGUGCGAAUACAACGUGGACUCUUUGACGGGUUGGAUCGUUUACUUUAUCUUAAAAUGGAUAACCUGCGCUAUGUAGAAAACAUCGAGCCUCGAGCAUUUCGUGCCUUGAUAUCGCUAAGAUCUUUAACCCUUGAGUCGCCUACAGGUCUAUCAAAAGACGUUCCUAUAGCAGACGUAGUUAUUGCCACUCAUCACUUAGAAGCUUUGGUGGUUAUUAUACGUAAAGAGAUAUUAGACACUCAAUUUUUAGGUUUGCGCGCCUCCAAGCUUCGCUCGUUAGAAGUUCGUGGCGUAGCGAUGCGGUACGUGGCUCCACACGCGUUUAUUGCCUUAGGAAGGCAACGCGCCCUAUCUUUGCGGCUAACAAGCUCAGGUAUUGUCGAAUUACCUGAUGGUCUCGUGCUACCAUUAUUCCGAAUUCCACAUCUCGCACUCGACCUUACAGAUAAUAAAAUAGUCAAUUUCGGACCAGCAGUCUUGUACCCAAACUCGACGGGAUGGCAUCGGUUAGCGACUAAAUUGUUGCCAGGUGGUCUGGUACUUGCUGGUAACCCACUUCGCUGUGGGUGUUCAGCGUCGUGGGUGGGAGCCUGGCUGCGCCGCUGGACGAGCGAGGUCGGGGGCGGCACGCGCAGUGGGCGCUGGGCGGCCCGCAGCAGUACGUGCGUGUCGGGCGCCAGCUCUCUUCCGAAGCCGUUGCUCGCUCUCCACGCUGACGAGGCUGAAUGCCACGCAAGCGCUCUUUCUAGUCGCUCGUAUAAGUUGUUCGUUACGUGGAAUAGAUUGUAUAUUAUACUGAUAGCUUUCCUAUUACUUAGU